GGCGGAGACGCCGUUGCCAGAGAAGCCACUAGCCGGUUACUAGCUGAGCUUUUGUUCCACUUGAGAGGGGAUUCUUCCGCGGCAAGCAGGUCUAGGAAUUCGCCUGCUUCCCACUUCGCGUCCCUUGCCUUCCUUCCUACUCUACCCACUGUAGUGCCUCCUGCGUCCCGCUCCCUCCUAGCCGACCCACACUACAGGAAGGAUUGCCAGAGUUUCCACUGCAGCAGCCGUGGUGCCUCUGACCCUUUUUAUAGCGCGGCGACGGCGGGCUGACGUCACGACGACGUGCGGACGCAGCGGUGGGGGCCUUAUGUGGAGAAGUUGCUGUGAAGCCACCUUUAAAUCCAUUUACUGAGUUUAUGGAGACGGCUAUAAAUGAUGGAAGUCAUUCAGAAGAACUCUUUUCCCAUCUUAAAACUAUAUCAGAGAAAGAAGAUUUACCACGGUGUACCAGUGAAAGUCAUCUCAGCUGCCUGAAGCAGGACAUCCUAAAUGAAAAGACUGAAUUGGAAGCGACACUUAAGGAAGCGGAGUUGGUAACUUGUUCUAUAGAAUUACUUUUGCCACUAUUUAAGGACACCAUUGAAAAGAUUAAUUUUGAAAAUGCGAAUCUUUCAGCAUCGAAUUUGAAGAUUUCCGAACAGAAGGAAAUAUUAACAAAAGAAUUAGACACUUUCAAAAGUGUAAAACUAGCUUUAGAACAUCUUCUUAGAGAGCGAGACUACAGACAAACAGGAGACAAUUUACCCAGCAUGUUGCUAGAAAAUUUAAUGGAUAAUGAAAGUGAAAAUACUAAUCUUAAGAAGAAGGUAUUUGAAAAGGAGGCCCAUAUCCAAGAACUUUCUUGUUUGUUUCAGACUGAAAAGGCAAAUACUUUGAAAGCAAACCGUUUUUCUCAAUCAGUAAAAGUAGUACAUGAACGACUACAGAUCCAAAUUCAUAAAAAGGAAGCCGAGAACAAUAAGUUGAAAGAAUACGUAAAGAGCUUAGAAACCAAGAUAGCCAAGUGGAGCCUGCAAUUGAGAAUGAAUAAGAAUGAGGCUGUAGUGAUGAAAGAAGCAAGUAGGCAAAUAGCUGUAGCUUUAAAAAAGGCAUCUAAAGUUUACAAACAAAGGCUUGACCAUUUUACAGGAGCUACUGAAAAACUUACUUCCCAAAUUAGAGAUCAGGAAGCCAAGUUGUCUGAAACAAUUUCAACUUCCAAUGCCUGGAAAAGUCAUUAUGAGAAAAUUGUAAUAGAAAAAACUGAAUUGGAAGUACAGAUUGAAACAAUGAAAAAGCAAAUCAUCAAUCUUUUGGAAGCUCUGAAGAAAAUGGAAGACGAUGGAAAAAAUUCAUGUGAAGAAAUUCUUAGGAAAAUUCACUCAAUUGAAUAUGAAAAUGAAACUCUGAAUCUUGAGAAUACAAAAUUAAAGCUUAGAUUUCCAUGUAGAAUUACUGAGUCAAAGAAUAUGAACAUUUUGAAUGUUCUUGAUAUGCUUUGCUACGUUUCUUCUGAAAAGACUACACUUGCUGCUUUGAAGGAUGAAGUUGUUUCUGUUGAAAAUGAACUCUUAGAAUUGCAAGAAGUAGAAAAAAACCAGAAAACCCUUGUUGAAAUGUAUAAAACUCAGGUACAAAAGUUGCAAGAAGCAGCUGAAAUAGUAAAAAGCAGAUGUGAAAAUUUGCUACAUAAAAAUAACCAAAUAACAAAAACCAAAAAUAAAAAUAUAGAGAAGAUGAAAGGCCAGAUGGAGUCUCAUCUGAAGGAGUUAGAGCAUGUCUGCGAUUCCUUGAUGGCAGCUGAACGGAGGCUUCACGAGUGUCAGGAGAGUCUGCAGUGCUGCAAGGGGAAGUGUGCAGACCAGGAACACACCGUUAGGGAGCUUCAGGGCCAGGUUGAUGGAAAUCACAGUCUUCUGACAAAGCUUUCUCUGGAAGAGGAAAACUAUCUUAUUCAGUUGAAGUGUGAAAACCUUCAACAAAAAUUAGAACAGAUGGACACAGAAAAUAAAGAGCUUGAGAAGAAGCUGGCAAACCAAGAAGAAUGUCUUAAGCACAGCAAUCUUAAGUUUAAAGAGAAAUCUGCAGAAUAUACAGCAUUGGCCAGACAACUGGAAGCCGCUUUAGAAGAAGGUAGACAAAAGGUUGCUGAAGAAAUAGAGAAAAUGUCAUCUAGAGAGAGAGCUUUACAAAUUAAAAUAUUAGAUCUGGAAACUGAGCUUAGAAAGAAAAACGAAGAACAAAAUCAACUUGUUUACAAAAUGAACAGUGAUCCAGAGAGUCCAUUAAAUCUAUUUUUUUUAUUCCCAAGUGUCUAAAAAGUUGAAAACCUGAAAGAUUCAAGGGUUAAAUGACUUUUGGCAUGCACAAUUUGAUUUUAUUGCCAUCAAAAGUUUCAUGACAACUUAAUCAGAACAAAAUGUCGAUCACCUUUAAUUUAGCACAGGCCUUCCAUUUAUUUCAAAACUUUUUUUUAAACUCACCAUUAGAGUUUCUGACAUUGUAAAAUAUGUGUGCUGUUUUUUGUGUAAUUGAAGCCUCUGAAAAAAUAAAUGAGGUGGGUUUUGCUGUAAUAGCCCUAGUACUUGGCUAAAGUUAGUAAAAUAAAUAGAUUCCAUUCACAAUUGCUACCAAGAGAAUAAAAUAUUUAGGAAUACAACUUACAAGGGAUGUGAAGGACCUCUUCAAGGAGAACUAUAAACCACUGCUGAAGAAAAUAAGAGAGGACACAAACAAAUGGAAAAACAUCCAUGGUCAUGAAUAAGACAAAUCAAUAUCAUGAAAAUGGCCAUACUCCCCAAAGUAAUUUAUAGAUUCAGUGCUAUCCCCAUCAAGCUACCAUUGAUUUUCUUUACAGAAUUAGAAAAAACUACUUCAAAUUUCAUUUGGAACCAAAAAAGAGCCCACAUAACCAAGACAAUCCUAAACAAAAAGAACAAAGCUGGAGGCAUCACAUUACCUGACUUCAGACUAUACAACAAGGCUACAGUAACCAAAAUAGCAUGGUACUGGUGCCAAAACAGAUACAUAGACCAAUGGAAUGGAACAGAGGCCUCAAAAUAACACCACACAUCUACAACCAUCUGAUCUUUGACAAACCUGACAAAAGCAAUGAGGAAAGGAUUCCCUAUUUAAUAAAUGGUGUUGGGAAAACUGGCUAGCCAUAUGCAGAAAACUGAAACUGGAUCCCUUCCUUAUACCUUAUACAAAAAUUAACUCAAGAUGGAUUAAAGACUUAAAUGUAAGACCUAAAACCAUAAAAACCCUAGAAGAAAACCUAGGCAAUACCAUUCAGGACAUAGGCAUGGACAAAGACUUCAUGACUAAAACACCAAAAGUAAUGGCAAUAAAAGCCAAAAUUGACAAAUGGGAUCUAAUUAAACUAAAGAGCUUCUGCACAGCAAAAGAAGCUAUCAUCAGAGUGAACAGGCAACUGACAGAAUGGGAGAAAAUUUUUGCAAUCUAUCCAUCUGACAAAGGGCCAAUAUCCAGAAUCUACAAAGAACUUAAACAAAUUUACAAGGAAAAAAACCCCAUCAAAAAGUGGGCAAAGAAUAUGAACAGACACAUCUCAAGACAUUUAGGCAGCCAAAAAAUAUAUGAAAAAAAGCUCAUCAUCACUGGUCAUUAGAUAAAUGCAAAUCAAAACCACAGUGAGAUACCAUCUUAUGCCAGUUAGAAUGACGAUCAUUAUAAAGUCAGGAAGCAACAGAUGCUGGAGAGGAUGUGGAGAAAUAGGAAUGCUUUUACACUGUUGGUGGGAGUGUAAAUUAGUUCAACCACUGUGGAAGACAGUGUGGCGAUUCCUCAAGGAUCUAGAACCAGAAAUACCAUUUGACUCAGCAAUCCCAUUACUGGGUGUAUACCCAAAGGGUUAUAAAUCAUUCUACUCUAAAGACACAUGCACACAUGUGUUUAUUGCAGCACUAUUCACAAUAGCAAAGACUUGGAGCCAACCCAAAUGCCCAUCAGUGAUAGACUGAAUAAAGAAAAUGUGGCACAUAUACACCAUGGAAUACUAUGCAGCCAUAAAAAAGGAUGAGUUCAUGUCCUUUGCAGGGACAUGGAUGAAGCUAGAAACCAUCAUUCUCAGCAAACAAACACAAGAACAGAAAACCAAACACCGCAUGUUCUCACUCAUAAGUGGGAGUUGAACAAUGAGAACACAUGGAUACAGGGCAGGGAACAUCACACUGGGGCCUGUCAGGGCAUGGGGGGCUAGGGGAAGGAUAACAGUAGUAGAAAUACCUAAUGUAGAGGAUGGAUUGAUGGGUGCAGCAUACCACCACGGCAUGUGUAUACCUAUGUAACCAACCUGCACAUUCUGUACAUGUAUCCCAGAACUUAAAGUAUAAUAAUAAUAAAAAAUAAAGAUCUGA
Molecule: messenger RNA, 4361 nt
Organism: Cercocebus atys (sooty mangabey)
Lineage: Eukaryota; Metazoa; Chordata; Mammalia; Primates; Cercopithecidae
Gene: ODF2L
Product: outer dense fiber of sperm tails 2-like
Exons: 18
Coding region: 360-2300 (646 amino acids)
Biological process (GO): negative regulation of cilium assembly
Cellular component (GO): centrosome; ciliary basal body
Source: RefSeq, a predicted model, not a curated record